Molecule: messenger RNA, 834 nt
Organism: Ectocarpus siliculosus
Lineage: Eukaryota; Phaeophyceae; Ectocarpales; Ectocarpaceae
Source: the annotation of a GenBank genome assembly
AUGCUAUGCUACGUAGAUGUCGGCGCCACGGCUGAGCUGGGGGGAGGGAGCACGAUGAUGACGACUAUGAACAAGCGAACGAGAUUAGGCGUGGCCUUAUUUGCGGUGGUAAAUGCUCCUUUCUCGGUGCAGCGUGUCGGUGCCUUUGCUGUGCGUUCUUGCGCAAGAUGCAAGAGAUCUCAACCUGCGAUGACGGUGGACUCGCCCCCUCUCAGUAGAGCGCAGCUGUUGAGAGCAUUUCCUGCACUAGUGGGCGUGGCGGCCUUUCAUUCUGCAACAGCAGCGGAGCCUGCACGGGCUGCUCUGCCUACAACAGAAGACUACGCUUUUGGUACCGGCUCAAAGGUCAAGAGGCCGGAGGUACAAGAUGAGCUAUCGGCUCCGCUCCCGAAGUCAUCUGUGAAUCCUGACAACCCGGUGGAGGUGGUGAGAGCUGUGUCCGGGGAGCUGGAUCGCAUGCAGACGCUGGUUAAGAAGGAGCGCUGGGGAGACGCGCUGACGCGGCUGAGGAGCUACCCGUUGACGGCCCUGAAGAGCCCAACCUUGGGCAUGAAGUCGGUGGGAGACGUGUCCCGUGCACUCGGAGUUAGCAAUUCCAAGGCUUCUGAUAUCCUUGAGGCUAGCAUGGAAGCAGGGUUAACUCUCAGGGAGGUGGAAGACGUGGUGUUCAGCAACACCCGCACGCUUGAGUUCUUCAACAGUGCCGACUACAAGCAGGUUGAAGACUUGGCCAAGGAUCGGACGCCCACAGACCUAACGGAGCCGUUACAGCUGCUUUCCGACACCAAGAAGUUGGUGGGAGGCGUGGCGGACUUGAUGGGGGCUCCGCAAUAA